Molecule: messenger RNA, 1847 nt
Organism: Pimephales promelas (fathead minnow)
Lineage: Eukaryota; Metazoa; Chordata; Actinopteri; Cypriniformes; Leuciscidae
Gene: wdr53
Product: WD repeat domain 53
Molecular function (GO): protein binding
Source: RefSeq, a predicted model, not a curated record
CACGACGUCAUCAGCAGGCGACACGGACAUAACGCGCACCUGAAAAUUGCAUAGAAAAUUGCUCAGGAACGGCUGCAAUUCAUAACAGGUCAGGAUGUCCCGCGUGUGGACGGGCGGUCACUCCUCCCCGGUGCUGUGCGCUGCCGUGUCCUGCGAGUCGGCGGUGGCGACCGGAGCCGAGGCCGGAGAGCUGACCCUGUGGAGCCCCGCCGGCUCUCCGCUGUCCUCGCUCCGCCUGAGCGCUGACGUCUCGGGCCUGUGCUUCUCCCCGGCCAACGCCUCGCUUCUGUGCGCCUGUCACGGGCGGGCCGUGACCCUGCUGGACCUGCGGAGCCUGAAGACGCCGCUGGCGGAGCUGGAGGACGUGGCCGAGGACGAGAUCAACGGUGUGUGUGUGGACGAGAGCGGGCGAACGCUCGCUGCGGGCGACGACACCGGGGCCGUGACCCUCGUGGAUCUCCAGCUGAUGAAGGCCAGCGGGACGCUGCGCACACACACCAACAUCUGCUCGUCCGUGGCCUUCAGACCGCGCCGGCCUCAGAGCCUGGUGUCUGCGGGACUCGACAUGCAGGUGUGUCUGUGGACCCUGCCGAAGCCCCGUCCCGUCUGGAGCGUCAGUCUGCAGGACACACAGCAGGAGCACACGGGGCAGGUGUUCAACCCUCCUCUGGCUCACUGCGUGUGUGUGUCGUCCUGCGGGGACGUGUGUGUGUGCGCGGCGGAGGACGGCGGGCUGCACCUGCUGCGGGUGUGUGCCGACGGCCGGCUCCGGGAGCGCGGGAUGAUCCCGGCACACAGUCAGGGGGCGUCGCAGGCUCACUUCAUCAGCUUUCUCUCGCACCCGUACUGGCUCGCCAGCGGAGGCAACGACGGGCGUGUGGCUCUCUGGGACCUCAGCCGGCACCCGCUGGUGGAGCACAGCAAGAGGAAGAGGAGGACCAGGAGGCGCCAGAACACGCGGGACGAGGACGAGGAGGAGACGACACCCCGCCUGUGUUUCCAGCACGCAGAGAAGGUGAACUGGGUGUGUCCCGCUGUGCUGGAGGGAAAGCCCAGUCUACUGGUGACCGACCAGACCAACUGCCCAACGGUGUACCCGCUCGAGCCACUGUGACAUUAAACUCAUGCAAACUUCAAGAUCUGCAGCUUAUCAUGGCUUUCUCAGGCGUUUGCUCCUCUGUUGAUCUGAUGUGUGUGUUUAUCAGGCCCUCACACUGCGACUAAAGCCCUUUCAGGCGGCACUAGUUUAACAUGGAGAGUCAUUAUCACCGGAGCUUCUCAGUGAUGUUAGUCCCGUCUGAAUGUGCAUCUCAGUCAUCAUCACGCUCAAUAUCAGUACAGAUUACAGACACUUUCACCUGCUGGAAAAAUGACACUAAUCGUGUGCGAAUAGACCCGCUGUAAAUGCCAGUGUUGUAGUACUCGAGACUCGGACUCGUCUCGGACAUGUAAGUUUCUGGAUAUUUUCUGCUGGCGACGGCUUCGAUUACCUCUCUCUUUUUUGACCAUACAUGUGUUUGCAUCCCUGAGAACCCUGGACCUAACUGGUUUAUAUAUAUAUAUAUAUAUACUGUAUAUAAGGUUAUAUGUGUGAGUGCAUGUGAUAUCAGGAAGCAGCAUAAUACACACAUGACGACAGGAGUGACUGUGAUCAGUAAAUCAAGUUUUUUUUGCAUCAUUAUGUUCAGUUUUACAUUUUCAGUACUUAAAUACAUUAUUGUAUUUGUUUAAUAAAGCAGCUGUAACUUUUGAAACAGGCUUGAUUUUUCUGAAAUCAGAAUGAUCAGCAAUCAUGAACAAGAUGGUAAAGUUUGCAGAAAACUGGCUUGAAAAAGCCUAACCAGAAA